Daphnia carinata is the source of this 1493-nucleotide messenger RNA. RefSeq names its product multiple inositol polyphosphate phosphatase 1-like. The transcript has 8 exons. Bases 16 to 1407 code for a protein of 463 amino acids. Lineage: Eukaryota; Metazoa; Arthropoda; Branchiopoda; Diplostraca; Daphniidae. The record is from RefSeq and is a predicted model, not a curated record. Gene Ontology annotation, molecular function: acid phosphatase activity; inositol phosphate phosphatase activity.
GCAGGAUUGUUGAUAAUGAAGAAAUUAUUUAAUCUUGUAAUAUUAACUUUGUUCUUGGUUUUGUUUGUACAAGCUGGAGAACAUUCAAAAAAAUCACCUAUAAAAGGUAAAAAUAAAACACCUAUUAACAAAAAGCAAAACCAAGCAGUUUGCUACGAUGACGUCAAUAAGCCUUACGUCUUUUUCGGAACCAAGACAGCGUACAGAUGGAAUAGAAACAAAAAUGAUGAUGAGGUUACACUGCCUGGCUGUGUGGCUCAGCAAUUUUGGAUACUGGCAAGACAUGGUUCACGCAAUCCUACCACAAAGGAUAUGAUAAAACUGAAAUCUGUACUUCCACUAAUUCAAAGUGAGAUAAUGUCAAACUAUAAAGCUGGAAGAGGAUCCUUAUGCAAAGAUGACAUUAAAAACCUUGAAAAAUGGAAAUUUCAUGCUGAUGUUGAUGACGGUGAGCUCCUCGUGAAAGAGGGAUUUAAAGAACUAAAAGGCAUUGGCGAGCGUUUCCAACAUAGAUUCCGCACACUACUCACAAGACCUUUUGUGAAUUCAUCAUACAUAUUUCAACAUACAGACACAGAGCGCACAAAUACCAGUGCCUGGGCAUUUGCCAAGGGAAUGUUUGGAAAGAAAAACAUUGGUGAUGUUUUUUUCCAGAAAUCAUCAACUCCAGACCCCCUGUUGAGGUUUGAUCAAGUAUGUGAUAAGUGGAAAAAAAUUGUCCAUGCAAACUCAGAUGCCCUAAUUGAAAGAACCCUUUUCGAAGAAUCAGACGAUUUUUUGUCAAUGAUCCAGUCCGUCACUCAUCGCGUGGGAUUCGUUUCUACACUGAACUUCAGUGAUAUUAAUCUGAUGUACACAAUGUGCUUGUUCGAUAAGGCCUGGCACCCAAAGAAGCUCUCGCCCUGGUGCGCGGUUUUCAGCAAAGAAGAUCUUAAGAUACUUGAAUAUCGCGAAGAUAUAGAAUUCUACUAUGAGAAUGGCUAUGGAUUUCCCAUAAAUUACGAGCAGGCCUGCUUGCCAUUAAAGAAUGUCUAUGACAGUUUCAGACGGGUUGUGGACAAUGUUUCGUCUAAUCCAAAAGGAAAAUUUUACUUCACGCACACUGGGACGGUUCUCAAAGUGAUGACGCGGUUUGGAUUAUUUAAAGAUGCAAUGCCAGUGAAACAUUCAAACCGAGAGCUAAUGAAGCACCGUGAGUGGCGUACUUCGUUGAUAAGUUCAUUUGGCACGCACUUGGCGCUGGUGCUAUUCAAUUGUACAGAUGGCCAUUACGUCACGGCAUAUGUACAAGAACGCCCUAUCAAGCUGCCUGGGUGCAUGAAUGAACUAUGCAAAUUUUCAGAUUUUUCGGCCCAAUAUGAACCAUUAGCAACUUCGUGUGAUUUCGAAGAAACGUGCCGUAUGUAAUUUUAUUCCUACUCCUUCCCAACCAUAAACAAUAUCUGUGUAUGUAUGGGUCUAAUCAUUGCCAUACAUGUAACUUGAAAGUUUCA